Messenger RNA from Danio aesculapii, 2955 nucleotides. It is a transcript of the gene cyyr1, whose product is annotated as cysteine/tyrosine-rich 1. The transcript has 4 exons. The record is from RefSeq and is a predicted model, not a curated record. Lineage: Eukaryota; Metazoa; Chordata; Actinopteri; Cypriniformes; Danionidae. The coding region runs from base 225 to 698 and encodes 157 amino acids.
ACGCAGAGAGCGCAGCGCCGUGGGAGAACCAGAAGCUCCAGACAAAGAGGAAGAGCUGGACACACAUACACGUGCAGCUCAUGGAGGAUAUGUGGGAACUUUUCUGACUCUGAACUUUUGCUUUCGACUGCAGUCAUGGCUGAGGUAGCGAUGCACUGCGGGAAGAGGAAGAAGUAGUGCGGAAAGAGUGUUUAGAUGCGGAGUUUUCCUUAAAUAAGCGGAUUAUGGAGAAUCCCAGAAGCGCGAGUUUACCGAAGAGCUGGAAGUUCGUGCGGGAGUCGCUGCUGCUCUGCUUAAUCGCCGGUCAUGGAGAGGCUCAGUGUGACAGCUGUAUUGAGUACUGCUGUGAUGGAGUUCCUCCGUUCUGCUGCUCAUAUUAUGCUUAUGUGGGAGAUGUGCUGUCAGGAACGGCUAUCUCCGGGAUCGUGUUCGGUGUUGUGUUUCUGAUGGGAGCAGUGGCCGCUGUGUUUUUGUGUGUCUGCAUGUGUGUGAAGAACAGCCGCGGGUCCAGAGUCGGAGUUUUCAGUUCCACAUACAUCAACACUGUGACUCAAGGUUACCCAGGUCCUCCUCCUCCGUACAGUUAUGAUCAUGAGAUGUUUCCUCCUGAUCUCCGUCCUCCUCCAUACACACCCACUGUUCCCAGAUCAGCAAACUACUCUCCACCUCCACCAUACCCUGGAUUCACCAGGAAGUGACCAUGACCACUUCUUGUCCUGAGGCCAGACGCUGACCUGCUGCUCUCACACACACACACACACACACACACACACACACACACUAAUGCAGUGCACAUGUAGGCUGUAAAAAUAGCCGUAAAAUAGCAGUUUUACCUAUUUUGUGAUGCAUUUUUUAUUUUUCCCCAUUUAUUUCUGCUGUUGAACAGCAUUAUGGGAUCUUGAUCAUUCUUCUGACAACUUUUAACCUUAAAUAGUUGUAAAAAGUGACUUUUCUGAACAUGUGUAAUAUUUUGCAGUGCACAUCCAGGAUGCCAAUCUCCCAUUCCACCACAUCCCAAAGGUGCUCUAUUGGAUUGAGCUCUGGUGACUGUGGAGGCCAUUUGAGUACAGUGAACUCAUUGUCAUGUUCAAGAAACCAGUCUGAGAUGAUUGGUGCUUUAUGACAUGGUGCGUUAUCCUGCUGGAAGUAGCCAUCAGAAGAUGGAGACACUGUGCUCAUAAAGGGAUGGACAUGGUCAGAACAAUACUCAGGUAGGCUGUGGUGUUGACACCAUGCUCAAUUGGUACUAAUGGACCCAAAGAAAAUCUCCCCCACACCAUUACACCACCACCACCAGCCUGAACCGCUGAUACAAGGCAGGAUGGAUCCAUGCUUUCAUGUUGUUGAGGCCAAAUUCUGAGCCGAGCAUCCGAAUGUGUCAGCAGAAAUGGAGACUCAUCAGACCAGGCAACGUUUCUCCAAUCUUCUAUUGUCCAGUUUUGGUGAGCCUGUGUGAAUUGUAGCCUCAGUUUCCUGUUUUUAGCUGACAGGAGCGGCACCCGGUGUGGUCUUCUGCUGCUGUAGCCCAUCCGCCUCAAGGUUGGACGUGUUGUGUGUUCAGAGAUGCUCUUCUGCAGACCUCGGUUGUAACGAGUGCGUAUUUGAGUUACUGUUGCCUUUCUAUCAGCUGGAACCAGUCUGGCCAUUCUCCUCUCACCUCUGGCAUCAACAAGGCAUUUGCACCCACAGAACUGCUGCUCACUGGAUAUUUCCUCUUUGUCAGACCAUUCUCAGUAAACCCUAGAGAUGGUUGUGCGUGAAAAUCCCAGUAGAUCAGCAGUUUCUGAAAUACUCAGAGCACCCCGUCUGGCAGCAACAACCAUGCCACGUUCAGCAUCACUUAAAUCCCCUUUCUUCCCCAUUCUGAUGCUCGCUUUGACCUGCAGCAGAUCGUCUUGACCAUGUCUACAUGCCAUAAUGCAGUGAGCUGCUGCCAUGUGAUUGGCUGAUUAGAAACUUGCAUUAACGAGCAGCUGGACAGGUGUACCUAAUAAAGUGGCCGUGAGUGUAUUUCUCUAGAUAUUAUUUCUUAUACAUUAUAUUAUUUCACACGACUAAAAUGCCUAUAAAGUCACUUUGUUAAGCUGUUGAGUUGAAUUUUCAACGUCUAAAGUGGACAGAGCAGAGAUCAACAUCCCAUAAUGCAAUUCACAACCAUAAAUAUAACAUACAUUUCAUUGAGUGAUCUGUUAUUUACAGUGUGCGCUCUGGGAAAUGCAGUGGACACUGAUGGAAAAGGGUUUAUUUGUGAUGCAGUUUGUCUGAAAUCAGUGUUAUUUCUAUCAUGAUGAAUGAUUUAUGUAUAUAGAUUAACUUUAUAUUCUUGUUUUUCUGUCCGAGUCGUUUCUGCUCUGGAAAUAAUACAGUUUAUUAAUGCAGAAAAUGUAUUUAUUCAUAUGUGUAUGUGUUUGACUGCUCUAAUAUCAGCAUUUUUAUAACGUGCAGAUUUGUGUUUGUAUAUGUGAGCUGUAAAAUGAAAACAAGGGGCAGCAUGGUGGCUCAGUGGUUAGCACUGUGGCCUCACAGCAAGAAGGUCGCUGGUUCGAGUCUCGGCUGGGUCAGUUGGUGUUUCUGUGUGGAGUUUGCAUGUUCUCCCCGUGUUGGCGUGGGUUUCCUCCGGGUGCUCCGGUUUCCCCCACAGUCAAAACACAUGCGCUAUAGGGGAAUUGAUGAACUAAAUUGGCUGUAGUGUAUGAGUGUGUGUGAAUGAGUGUGUGCAUGGGUGUUUCACAGAUCUGGGUUGCAGCUGGAAGGGCAUCCGCUGUGUAAAACAUAUGCUGGAUAAGUUGGCGGUUCAUUCCUCUGUGGUGACCUCUGAUAAAUAAGAGACUAAACCAAGGAAAAUGAAUGAAAACAAGCAUGUAGUUCAUCUGUUGUUAAAACUUGUGCUCAAUAGUGCAGCAUUCACACGUCUGUUUUUGACUUUUAAUAAUAAUAAAACUGAAAUCUGCUUUC